This is a messenger RNA of Stereum hirsutum FP-91666 SS1, 4136 nucleotides long. RefSeq names its product 5-oxoprolinase. Lineage: Eukaryota; Fungi; Basidiomycota; Agaricomycetes; Russulales; Stereaceae. Gene Ontology annotation, biological process: glutathione metabolic process. Gene Ontology annotation, molecular function: 5-oxoprolinase (ATP-hydrolyzing) activity. Gene Ontology annotation, cellular component: cytosol. The coding region runs from base 99 to 4100 and encodes 1333 amino acids. The record is from RefSeq and is a predicted model, not a curated record. The transcript is spliced from 20 exons.
GAAGGAACAGGAUGGCUCUCCCGAGACCGAUGUUUUUUGUGCCAACCUACUUAUUCCAUCAAAGUGCACCGACGUAGCUCUCCAUAAUCGCGUUCAUCAUGGCCCAGUCGUCCAACUCUAAGCUUCCUGGUAUCCGUAUCGCUAUCGACCGUGGUGGAACCUUCUGUGAUGUUUGGGCUUUCAUUCCUCAGCAUCUGUACCACGAUCCUUCCACUUCAAUUCUAGGAAACGCGGUCGUUAUUCCCAGCAGCUUCGACUUGGAUGGCGUACAGAUCACCUUUAAGCUUCUCAGCGAGGAUCCUCAGGCAUAUGAUGAUGCACCAUCAGAGGGAAUCAGGCGCGUACUCCAGAUCGCACACGGCAAAGAGAUUGAGAAGAAUGGAAAGUUGGACACCGGUAUCAUAGAUUCCGUGCGCAUGGGCACUACAGUCGCCACAAACGCGCUCCUGGAACGCAAAGGCGAGAAGAUUGGUCUUGUUGUUACGAAAGGUUUUGCAGAUUUGCUCGAGAUUGGUGAUCAGACACGCCCGGACCUGUUUGACUUGUCCAUCUCCACUAAACCAUCCUUGCUCUAUUCGCGAGACAACGUGAUCGAGGCUUCAGAGCGUGUUACCCCGGAAGGAUGGACUCUCGAUCCUCAAGGUCAGACUGUAGAAGGACUGCUUGCUGCGGCGAAGGAGACGGAGGAGGACGGCGAAGUGUUCAUGGGUGUCAGCGGAGAAGUCGUGCGUGUGCUGGAAACGCUUGACGAAAAGAAGAUUGAGCAGGAUUUGCAGGCCAUGUAUGAGCGAGGUAUUCGCUCACUGGCCGUCUGUCUACUACACUCAUGGACAUAUCCUGAACACGAGCAAAUCAUAUCCGCAAUAGCCACCCGAAUCGGCUUCACCCAUGUCUCGCUCUCCUCCUCCCUCUCACCCGCCAUUAAAGCCGUACCCCGUGGCAACUCCGCCGCGCUCGAUGCAUACCUCAGCCCCAUUCUUCGCCGCUACGUCGACUCCUUCAACAGCCAUUUCGAAACCGGGAGAGCAGGCGACCGGACGGACUUUAUGAAAAGCGAUGGCGGUCUUGUGUCUGCUGAUAAGUUCUCGGGAUUGAGGGCCGUACUAUCUGGUCCGGCGGGAGGUGUGGUUGGAUGUGCUUUGACUGCAUACAGCAAAAAGAGGGCAAGACCGGUUAUUGGUUUCGAUAUGGGUGGAACAUCUACAGAUGUCUCUCGUUACGCCGGGACAUUCGAUCUUGUAUUUGAAACUGUUACCGCGGGAAUCAAGGUCGCUUGCCCUCAGUUAGGUAUCGAGACUGUCGCAGCCGGCGGUGGCUCUCGGUUGUUCUACAAGAACGGCCAAUUUGUGGUCGGUCCUGAGUCCGUCGGUGCUCAUCCUGGACCGGCUUGUUACCGCAAAGGUGGCGAGCUAGCAAUCACGGAUGCUAAUGCAGUAUUGGGACGACUUAUUCCUAGUCAAUUCCCUGCCAUUUUUGGCCCCAAUGCCGAUGAGCCUUUGGACGUAUCUGCGUCGGUACACAAAUUCGAGGAGCUUACCGCCACUAUCAACGCAGAAAGACCUGACGAGCCUUAUACUCUUGAACAAGUAGCCGCAGGUUUUAUUCGUGUCGCCAAUGAGGGAAUGAGUCGACCAAUGCGUUCCGUGACCGAACAUCGCGGUUUCAGUACCAGCAGUCACGAUCUCUGCUGCUUUGGUGGCGCAGGUGGUCAACAUGCCUGUGCUAUCGCUUCCGGCCUCAAUAUCUCUACUGUCAUCAUCCCUCGCUUCUCCUCCAUCCUCUCCGCCUUCGGCAUCGCCUGUGCCGACAUCAGUGCCGAGGCCGCCACUCCAUUCUCUGCCACUCUCGACGAUUCCGCCUCCGUGCACUUCCAAAUCCAGGAGAGAGUCGAUAAAUUGAAGGCGGACGUGGUGAAACAGCUUGACGAACAGGGUGUAAAAAGAGACGAUGUGGAGUUCGAAGUGACGGUGGGGGCGGGAUAUGACGGCUCGGACACGGUGCUUCAGAUACCGUUCAAGGAGACGUUGAGGGAGGAUUUCAUUGCCGCGCAUCUGAGAGAGACUUCCUUCUCCAUGCCGAGGAAGGUACUGGUCUCGGGAGUGCGUGUCCAAGGUGUCGGCAAGUCGCUCAACGUCACGCCGCCUGACUUUUCGGAAGAGCUCGCAGCGGCUGAGGCUGCUGCGUCCAAGGCGUCGAGUGGUGGCGAGCCUCUUACAGUGCCCAAGGCGACGUCUACGAUCUCGACAUACUUUGAUUUCGCGGACGGGGUUGGAAGGAGGGUCGAUACGCCUGCAUAUACGUUGGGUGAUGUGGAGACGGGCAGUUGGAUCAAAGGUCCUGCAGUCAUCAGCGAUACGACGCAGACGAUUGUGGUGGAGCCGAAUGCUGAGGCGGUGGUGCUCAGCCAGCAUGUAGUGUUGAAGAUUAGGGAUGAGAAGGUGGCGACAAAGAGUGACAAGGAUGGAGAAGAGGUGUUGGUGGCGGAUCCGAUCACAUUAGCUGUGUUUGGAAACCGAUUCAUGAGCAUUGCGGAACAGAUGGGCCACACACUGCAGAGAACCUCUAUCUCUGUUAGCAUCAAGGAACGUCUCGAUUUUUCUUGCUCCAUUCACUCCACAGACGGUGCACUCGUCGCAAAUGCGCCACAUAUCCCCGUUCAUCUUGGAUCGAUGCAGUACGCUGUGCAGGCUCAGCAUCAGCACUGGCUAGGCAAAUUGAAGCCUGGUGAUGUACUGCUCACGAAUCAUCCGCAAUGGGGAGGAACGCAUCUACCUGACUUGACGGUCGUCACCCCCGUAUUCGACCCUGCCGACCAGACGAAGGUUUUGUUCUAUGUCGCCAGUCGAGGACAUCACACAGAUAUUGGUGGAACGAGCGUUACGUCCAUGAAUCCGAUCUCUAAGGAAUUGUGGCAAGAAGGUCUUUCCGUCACGACCUUCAAACUCGUUUCUGAAGGCCACUUCGACGAAGAUGGUGUCUGCGAACUAUUCCGCAAGGCUGGUGACUACCCCGGUAGCAGUAUGACCCGGCGGAUAGAUCAUAACCUCACCGACCUCCACGCAGCCAUCGCGGCGAACGUGAGGGGUAUUGGGCUCGUCGAGGCGCUUUUCAAGGAGUUUGGGACGAGGAAAGUGUUGUUCUACAUGAAGGAGAUCCAGAGUCUGGCAGCGAGGACUGUGAAGGCUUUCUUCAAGGACGUGUAUAGGAAAUUCGAGGGGAGGGCAUUACGUGCGAGGGAUUUCUUCGAUGAUGGGACGGAGAUUGUCAUCGAAAUUCGCAUCGAUCCUGAAGAAGGAACGGCUGUGUUCGACUGGACAGGGACGGGUCCUCAGUCAUACAACUGUUUCAACUCGCCGAUCUCUCUCAGCUAUGCUGCUAUUAUCUAUUGCCUGCGCUCUAUGAUCAAUUCCGACAUCCCAAUGCCGCUGAAUCAGGGUGUUCUUGACCCCGUUACCAACAUCGUUCCAGAGGGAACCAUCCUUAAUCCGAGCGGUGUCGUCGCCAUCUCUGGAUCGACCAUCUCAUCUCAACGUCUUGUGGAUGUCAUCCUUCGGGCUUUCCACGCAGCGGCGGCUUCACAAGGGGACGCAAACUCCUUAGGUUUCGGCACCGGUGGCAAAGACGCGUACGGCAAUGUAACACCUGGCUUUGCGUAUGGGGAGGCGAUCGGUGGCGGAAGUGGCGCUGGACCAGGAUGGCAUGGUUCACAUGCGGUGUCGGUGCACUCUACGAACACACGUCUAACCGAUGUAGAGGUAGUCGAGGCGCGCUGCCCACUGCUCAUCACACAAUUCUCUAUUAACAGGGGAAGUGGAGGUCGUGGUAAAUGGAAUGGUGGCGAUGGAUGCAUUCGCGUAUUCCGUGCACGUCAGCCAGUCAACUGUUCGAUUGUCUCGCAACGCCGUGUUUUCGCACCGUUCGGACUCGAAGGUGGCGGCGACGGAGCGAAGGGGACGAACAUUUGGUGUCGUACAGACCCAGUGGAUGGAUCAUACACCGAAAUUAGCUUGGGGAACAAUGCGAUGUUCGCACUAGGAAGGGGAGACAGCAUCAGGGUUCAGACGCCUGCGGGUGGAGCAUGGGGAAGCCAGAAUGCAUAGAUGUCAGGCGAGUUUCUGAUUGUCUUUUCCUCCGGG